GAAGAAGAAGACUUUCACAUGACACCCCGCUCACUCCUUAUAAUGCUGCUAUCUGCUCACCAGGUCUUGUGACACAGAUGUCUUCCAUCAACAUGACGGCUUCUCUGAAGUUUGCGGCGCUGUUGCUGGUCUUUUCCGCUUGCCGGGGGUUUCAGUACAACGACGUCGACAUCGACGAAGAGGCUGAGCUCGCAGUUCAGCCUUCAAAAUACGGUUCACUGUGGCCUCUUCCGCAGAAAGUGCAGAUCUCAGAGGUUUCAUUCAAGUUGACCAGCAUCACCUUUAAAAUAGUUGAUGCCAAAGCCUCAUCCGCUGGCCCGAGCUGUGGCCUCCUUCAGGACGCCUACAGGAGGUAUUAUGAGUAUAUGUUUGGAGGUGCUAAAAGGCAGGGGCCGAGCAAAAGCAGGCGAGCAGGUCCAUCUGAGGUGACAGAGCUGCAGGUGUGGAUCACAUCACCUGACGCUGAGUGUGACGGUUAUCCCGGUCUGACUUCUGACGAGUCAUAUGAACUGUCCGUGGAUCAGCCGUAUGCUGUACUGAAAGCACCAAAGGUCUGGGGAGCCCUGCACGGUCUGGAAACUUUCAGCCAGUUGGUGUAUGAAGAUGAAUAUGGAGCCAAAAGCAUCAAUUCAACCACAGUCAGCGACUUCCCCAGAUUUGCACAUCGAGGCAUCUUACUGGACAGCUCUCGGCACUUCUUGCCCAUUAAAGUCAUCUUGGCUAAUCUGGAAACGAUGGCAAUGAACAAGUUCAAUGUUUUCCACUGGCACAUCGUCGAUGAUCCAUCCUUCCCUUAUCUGAGCCGAACGUUCCCACAGCUGAGUCAGCAGGGAGCUUACCAUCCAUACACACAUGUGUAUACACCUGCUGACGUGAAGAUGGUUAUUGAGUUUGCUCGUCUGAGAGGCAUUCGGGUCAUCCCAGAGUUCGACACUCCAGGACACACACAGUCUUGGGGCAAAGGCCAGGCAGAUCUGCUCACACCCUGUUACUCUGGCUCCACGCCUUCUGGCACCUUCGGACCUGUCAACCCCAUUCUGAACACCACGUAUGACUUCAUGAAGCAGUUCUUCAAGGAGAUCAGCGCCGUGUUCCCUGAUGCCUACGUUCAUCUGGGAGGUGACGAGGUGGACUUCACCUGCUGGAAAUCCAACCCAGACAUUCAGAGGUUCAUGGAACAGCAUGGCUUUGAACAAGACUACAGCAAACUGGAAUCGUUCUAUAUCCAAAGACUCUUGGAUAUCGUCACCACUACCAAGAAGGGCUACAUGAUCUGGCAGGAGGUCUUUGACAAUGGUGUUAAGCUGAAACCAGACACACUUAUCCACGUCUGGAAAGGAAACCAGCAGCAAUACCAGAAUGAGAUGGCAAAUGUUACAGCAUCAGGGUACCAGACCCUGCUGUCCACUCCCUGGUACCUGAACCGUAUCUCCUACGGCCAGGACUGGCAGGGACAUUACAAGGCCGACCCGCAGGAUUUCAAGGGAACUGAAGAACAGAAGAAGCUUGUGAUUGGCGGAGAGGCCUGUUUGUGGGGAGAGUAUGUGGACGCCACCAACCUGACACCCAGACUUUGGCCUCGUGCCAGUGCUGUGGCAGAGCGGCUAUGGAGCGCCAAGGAUGUGACGGACAUCAGUGACGCCUACAACAGACUGUCCAUGCACCGCUGUCGUAUGGUUGAGCGUGGGAUCCCAGCUGAGCCCUUGUUUUCCAGCUACUGUCCCCGUGAGUACAAGGGUUUCUGAGAACACUCGUCAUCCGCUGCAGAGAAAGGGAACCAAAAGCAUACACUAUCAACUCCAUGCUUGUAUUUUAAACAGAUAUCAAAUGAACUGCCUUUGUAGAGAUAUCACCAUACUGUGCAUGUGCCCUGAGACACAUCAUCCUUUUUAAAUCUACUCUACAGAACUCUCGAUGACAUCAAAUGCCAUAAAAACCGUGAAUCUAUGAAUGCACUCUUUUUUAAAUGUUUAUAUAAGUGAUUGUGAAUAAAAAAAUGUUAAAAUUUUA
Messenger RNA from Thunnus maccoyii (southern bluefin tuna), 2010 nucleotides. RefSeq names its product hexosaminidase B (beta polypeptide) (gene hexb). Gene Ontology annotation, biological process: carbohydrate metabolic process; ganglioside catabolic process; glycosaminoglycan metabolic process. The transcript is spliced from 14 exons. Gene Ontology annotation, cellular component: membrane. The coding region runs from base 78 to 1745 and encodes 555 amino acids. Gene Ontology annotation, molecular function: beta-N-acetylhexosaminidase activity. Lineage: Eukaryota; Metazoa; Chordata; Actinopteri; Scombriformes; Scombridae. The record is from RefSeq and is a predicted model, not a curated record.